AUUCGUUUACGGAGAUUACUAUCAAAAAUUUAACUAGUAUACGAACCAAUCACAAAUGAGUGGCUUAGAUAAUGAGUUACAAUAACACUUAUAACGUAAUCUAAUAUUAAUAGCGCAUUGAUUAAUCUCUUUUAACAUUUGAACAUGGCGCAACAACCUUUUAGUUUCGGUUCACUUAAUAAUUCUUCCACCGGUUUUGGACGUGGUUUGAAAUUAAAUACGUUAUCUACCGGAGGAUCAGGUUUCAAUAUUGGUAAUACACUAGGAGGCCCAACAGUUAGUAUAGGUUCUACAACUCAAACGACAUCAGAAAUAGAGAAGACGUUAAUUAGACUAGCACAAGGGGGACAACUAGCCGCAAAUAUAACAAAAGCAACAAAAUUCUCAGAUCUUAGUGAAUCAGAUCAAAAGUUAAUUGUUGAUAUAGAGCAAUAUAUACAAAAUCAAAAAUUAAUAAUGUCUAAUAUUGAAUCCACACAUCUACCGGAUUUGAAUGAUUAUGUAAAAGAAGUUGCGAAUGAGUCUCGAACAUUAUUUCAGAAAUUGGCCUCCUUGAUGAAUGAAUUACGGACUACUCAUAGUCAAAUAGACGAGCGAUUGAAAGAUUUAGAGGAUCAAAUUAAGAUGGUAGAUAACGGUAAACGUUUUUACGACGCUGCUUCUCAAGGGCAAAGCGGAAACAUUUUACAAAUUGGAGAUAAUAUAUUCGCAAAAUAUUAUCAUGAUCUUGUAAUUUCUUUUGAAGAACGAUUACGGCAAUAUUCUUCUACGAUCGAUGAAAUAGAACGACACUUUUCUUCGUUGGCUCAAAAUCGCAGUAAUGAUACUGAGAAUAAAGAACUCGCCUCACUUAAUGAGUCUAUGCGUAGUCAACAUCAAAGUUUUAUGGUUAUUACUGGAAAGGUGGCAACGUUACAUGAAGAAAUGGAUAAACUUCGAGAAAAAUAUCUCAGAUUUCGAAGAACCUAUUCUCAUGAUAAUUCUAAUCCAUUUGAAAUACAAAAGGAGCCGAGCAUAGAUAUUGCUCGUGAGACUUCCUUUAAUGAAAGAAAACCGGCACAAGAGUUGGCAAAAAACCUUCCGGUAGUAACAUCAGCUGCUCAACUUAAUCAAUUAAAUCCACCCAGUCAAAUUGAAUUAAUUAGACCAGCCACUCAACCUCUUGUCCAACCGAGUCAACCCAAUUUAUUCGGUCAAUCCAGUCAAACUAGCUUAUUUGGCCAAACUAAUUUAUUUGGUCAAUCCACUAGCCAACCUAGCUUAUUUGGUAGUCAGCAGAGCUUAUUUGGUCAAACCACUAGUCAACCAAAUUUAUUUGGACAAUCUAAUUUUGGCCAACCCGCCAGUCAACCAAGUUUAUUUGGACAAUCUAAUUUUGGUCAAAGCACCAGUCAACCAAGUUUAUUUGGUCAAUCUGGCUUUGGACAGCCCGCCAGUCAACCAAGUUUAUUUGGACAAUCUAAUUUUGGGCAAAGCACCAGUCAACCAAGUUUAUUUGGACAAUCUAAUUUUGGGCAAAGCACCAGUCAACCAAGCUUAUUUGGUCAAUCUGGCUUUGGACAGCCCGCCAGUCAACCAAGCCUAUUUGGUCAAUCUAGCUAUGGUCAAUCUAGCUAUGGUCAAUCCACCAGUUUGUUCGGACAAACUAGUCAACCCAGCAUGUUUGGACAACCAAACCAAUUCGGGCAGUCAACUCAACCCAGUUUAUUUGGACAACCAAGCCAGACCAGCCAAGCAAGUUUAUUCGGUCAACCAGGUCAAUCAAAUGCGUUUGGCCAACCAGGUCAAUCAAAUGCGUUUGGCCAACCAAGUCAAUCAAAUGCGUUUGGCCAACCAAGCCAAUCAAAUGCGUUUGGUCAAACAAGUAAUAAACCCCCGUUUAAUUUUCGACCUACCACAACCACUACUAGCUCGUUUACUUUUCCCAAACGAUGAAAAUAAAAAAAAGGGGGUGAAUUAUGAAGCAAUUUUUAUUAAAUUACAUAGAUUCUUUUAAUAAAGAUUAUAAAAUAACUGAAUAUACAUAGUUAUUUGAGUAAAAAUAUGAGAGAAAUUUUAUUUUUGUUCUUCUGUUGUUGUAUGAAUAAAUAUUUUUUAAAAAUUGAUAAUCAAAUUUUUAUAUGAUGUUUUUUCAGUUAUUAAUUAUAGAGAUAGAAGAUCAUAGAAAAUAUAUUUGAUUUUGAUCGAAUGUAAUAAUGAACCAAAGGCGAAUGAUCGAAAUUAAAAUAAAACCUUGC
Messenger RNA from Rhizophagus irregularis DAOM 181602=DAOM 197198, 2237 nucleotides. RefSeq lists its product as uncharacterized. Gene Ontology annotation, molecular function: structural constituent of nuclear pore. Lineage: Eukaryota; Fungi; Glomeromycota; Glomeromycetes; Glomerales; Glomeraceae. The record is from RefSeq and is a predicted model, not a curated record. Gene Ontology annotation, biological process: nucleocytoplasmic transport. Gene Ontology annotation, cellular component: nuclear pore.